This is a messenger RNA of Aspergillus nomiae NRRL 13137, 554 nucleotides long. RefSeq lists its product as uncharacterized. Bases 1 to 468 code for a protein of 155 amino acids. The record is from RefSeq and is a predicted model, not a curated record. NCBI's taxonomy places the organism in Eukaryota, Fungi, Ascomycota, Eurotiomycetes, Eurotiales, Aspergillaceae. The transcript has 3 exons.
AUGGACCGCAGUCUCGGACCGUAUCGAUUUGGCUACCCCGACGAUGGACUUGCCAGGUACAUAUUAGGUGAUGCAUUGGAGCAGUAUCUCUCGUGCGAUGAGUAUUUCUGGUGGCAGAAUUUGCGCGUCGGAAAGAAAGUUUUCAAAUUCCAGGCCUUUCUGCAUACCCGGGAGGAAGAACAGAUGAAGAUCUGGAAAUCAUUCCGGCAAAUGAGAACAGUAAACAGGCCAAUGGAAGAUGCCAUUGAUAUUCAAAGGCCACGUUUGGGGCAGUUUCUGUUGACUUGGAUGAAAGAGUCAGAACUUCGCCAGGCGAAGAAUAUCCUAGAGGAUCAAUGCGAUGGGAGAUAUGGAAAUGCGAUCAGAGCUAUAGAAACCGAGCUGGUCAACAAGAAGGGGGAAGACGGUGUAAAACAUGGUUCCUCGUGUUUCCCAACGGGCUGUUUCUGCUGUGCGGAUUGUUGUUAAAUUAUUCCUAAUGGUGGAUGCCCAUGACGACGGAUCUGCAUACUACUCUCGAUACCCUUAUUUUGCGGUGGCGAUAUUUAGUUGCC